UGGCGGCGUCCUGUAGGCUCUUUUGCCAACCUUACUGCUUGAAUUUUUCGAUCACUUCGAACUAUGCUCGGCUCGCCGUGUGCGCGCACCCCAACAUAAUCUGCAGCGAUGACUCAAGGCGCGAGAAGCAACGCUGGCAAGAAAUCUGCGGCCGCGAAGCCGGCAUGCAACGGCAAUGCCGUUCGGUCCUCGUCGAAACUCCCGUGCGAAAACGUCCGGGGCGAGCCCCUGGACUUUUGCGCCGUCAAUUACGGCAAGAACUUAGUCCAGGAGUACAUAUUCCGGCACCAAGCCUUCAACACUAAGCGAUGGCUCGUCUUGACGCCUCUAUUUCUCGUCUGUUUUCUUCGCUGCGGUCUCCAUACGAGGGGAGUCGACAUCCUUGGCUUAUCCCUAAUCGUACUGUGUCUUCUCCUGGUUGUGAAACUUCGGCGGCGCGUCAAAGAGGAGUCGCUCCUGGUUAUGAGGUCCUUGGGUCUACAGACCACGACGACAUUCGUAACCGGGAGGCAGGAGUCGAGGUUCAUCAACAAGGAAAGCAUUGAAGACGUCGUGAUUUCGGAAGCAAUAUCCAUGCACAGUGUCAUCUUUUACCUGGUCAUAUUGCUGCACAACGUAGAUUCCAAGGUUCCCAGCUUGGUGCCUUUAUUUCAAAACACCAUGCCGAGGCUGGACGCUCUGAAGAUGGUUUACCGUGGCAUCCACGACACCUCUUGGAGUCUGCAGCAGUGAAGCCAUGCACGUGGGCAGUAACUAGAACUGCCACCAUCACCGUAAUUUUUUGUUGUUGUUAAUGACUCGCCGUUGACCAAGUCUGUCGGUGUCUUACAACCACUUGCCAUACUGACUUACAUGGUGAUUGUUUUUACCAUUUUUGGGCAGCACUGUUCAUUGUGGACAUCCUAGAUGCCCCUCAUGAUCAGUGACAUCCCAUCCUUAUUAUUUACUUAUUUAUAAAAAAAAGCCUACCCUUUUAGAGUUGUGAACUUGCCAAGUUUUUAGUCUAGCUGUUUAUGUAGUCAACUAGAGAUGUUUGCAGGCAUUUUCUGUCUGAAAGAAAACUUCAACUACAUAUCUCCUGCGUGUGUAUGCUUAAACCUUGUCAUGGAAGAGCUGCCUCAGCUUGCCAUUUAAAAUGUACAAAGUUUUAAUAAUUGCUCAUAGCUAUAAAAACCUUUAACAUUACGAGACUCUGCAACACUGAUUAUGUGGGUAAAAAAAUGCUUCCAAUUGAGGCUCCAUUGAAUAUCUUGGCCAUAUACUCUUGCACUGGGAGUUUAAAAUGUGUCAUCAAAAACAGUAAAAAAAAAAACGCUUGUGCUUGCCUCAACCACAUUGUCGUAGCUACGCAGCACGGAGUGCAAACAGGUGCGACAGGUGCAGGGUAAUUUUAAACAUGAAUACUGACAUUGUAGGGCCUUUCAACGGUACCUUAGGAAGGUGUUGCAGGACCUUUUUUUAUACUAAUACUAAUAUCAAGUUUUGUGCUUUGUAACUCGGUGCAUAUCAUGCGCCAUGCUGUCGUAUUAUUGACUGCGAUACAUUUUAUUUUCUUUAUACAUCUGUAUAUGUAUAUAACAUGUUUGUUAACCAAGGAGUUUCAAUGCACAAAUGCAUUGUUUCACGUGACAGAGACAUUUGUGACUGUGUAGUCUUUGAUGAUUAUGAUGUCUCAUCGCACAUGAUGUACCACUUUCAAUGUCACAGCUUUUGCAUUCGCAUUCUCUGCACUGCCAAAGGAAAGCAGGCUGUCGUAGCAUGUCAUUUGAUGCAGCAAGAUGUCAUUUGAAGUACUCGGCACUCUUUAAACGGCCUUAUUGUGGAUUCCAAUGGUAGAUUCGGAGUGGCCGACGAACUCUGUGCUGGAGAGGCAACCAAAGGAAAUCUGCCACUGGAACACAGGCACACCCGCCAGAGCAAAUGGAAGGGGGCGCUAGCGCACAUCCACUUCUGGAAGGGCCUGCCAUUUCUCGCCUUUGUGGGCACGUGCAGCAAAAAUGGGUGUGCUCGGGUAGCGCAUUACAUAAGCGACGUAGUAUGCCACGCUCCGCGCGCGUGCAGGGUGCUCGCGACUUUCUGUCAAAUUCGCCGCUCUUCACAGGGUAAUGAGAGCUGCUCAGUGGAGGGGAUCUGGCGGCAAAGAUUCUCCAGAUCUGCUAAUGAAACAUACAGGGAUCACUCUCAUUCGGUCUAAUGAACAGACUUGCUCUGCGUGGAGCAGAAAAACUGCUAUUGGAAGCGCUCUGAACCUGCCAAUAAAUUCACUGUUAGUGCAACUUAAAAGUAGUAAGUAGCUGGACUGGGUACAAAAUGUGAAAGCACUCAUGUGAUGUACAACCUCAUUGGUACGGUCCAAUUUCGUACAAAUUCUCGGUGCAAAUAUGUGAUAUUUCAUUAUCAAGUGAAACUGGGUGACGUUUUCCAAGAGUUUGUGUUUUAUCUUUCUCCAGAUAGUCCACUUCUUUCUGUCUCUUUUUUUUAUUUUUCAAGUGAUACAUCUAUCGAUCGCAAAUUUCAGUGGACAGUGUCAUACACGAAAAACCCAGCGCUGACCAGCAUACAGAAAUUCGGCGCUCGAGGGUAUGUCGGUUGCAAUCGCAUAUUUGCAAACACCUUUUUCUAAUAAUCGAUGCUCCCUCGAUUGUGGGCUUGUCAGCUAUCAGCCGUUUCCGAUAAGGCAAUCUGAUGUGUUAUUGAGGUCGCUUAUCAUUUUGCAUUUCCCAAUUUCAUUUUGCCUGAGUGUGAAUGCACAGCCAUCAUUGUUGCCCAUAGCAGCAAAAGUGUUGUGCUCCCUAAGCACGUGGGUUUCAAGUCCAGUUCCCAGCAUGGAGGAAGGAAACAGUUAUAAGAGAGCAUUGUAUGAUUCAAUAAAAAGAAGUUGCAGCGUGUGAGGCAAGCAAAGCGCAUGAGGCAUGCAGACGCAGAGCUUCGCUUGCCCCGCUAUGCUCGAUUGGGCAAGGGUGUCCGAAUAUUUUUGUUUUUCAAGAGCGCAUGUACAAGGUAUUACUGCACAUUACCCACAGAUUCAAAAGCGUCAUCAAUCUUUUCAGUAAAUGAUUGGUAUGCACCAUUUCUCGACAUAACUACCUCUUGCAGCGAUGAGUCUGGUCUCUGAAGAAAAUGUUGGCUUUUAUCUAUGCAUUCAAGUCUAAAUUACGCCGAUAUGACCCAAUUGUAGACAGUGGGAACGAAAAUAUGUACGUUGCGUAGCCCUAAA
Messenger RNA from Rhipicephalus microplus (southern cattle tick), 3217 nucleotides. It is a transcript of the gene PIG-H, whose product is annotated as Phosphatidylinositol glycan anchor biosynthesis class H. The record is from RefSeq and is a predicted model, not a curated record. NCBI's taxonomy places the organism in Eukaryota, Metazoa, Arthropoda, Arachnida, Ixodida, Ixodidae. Gene Ontology annotation, biological process: GPI anchor biosynthetic process. Gene Ontology annotation, cellular component: glycosylphosphatidylinositol-N-acetylglucosaminyltransferase (GPI-GnT) complex.